CACUGGAAAGUAGAAAGCCUUUAUGACAAUAUUAAGGUACUCCACAAUCUGGACAAGCUGGUCUUCUCUUGGUUUUGCCAAAAUAAAUCAGAUUGAAUCUCUUGCAGGAAAGACAAUAAAUAACUUCUGCAGUGUUGCCUGGGAACUAGUGAGAAUUACUUCAAGGCUUGUGAUAUUGUGUUGAAUUGUAGAAUAAGUUGAAGAACAUUUGAAAUGUAAAUUUGUGGCCUACAUAGGUGUCAUGUUUAUUAUUAGGCUGAUAAUUUAUUACAGAGAGGAGAAGCCCACUCGGGAUCAUCCUGAAAUACAAUGUUUAAUAUUAUUUGAGCCACUAUUAAAAGUGAGCAACAGAAGAAUUCUCUCUAUUAUAGUAGUUGAUUGUUUAUAGGCCAGUGCACUUGUUCUCUCAGUAUUAGUAGUACUACAGGCAAGUUAACCUAAAUCUGCUUUUAGAAAAAAAAAUCGCUCUUCUUUUGGUGGGGAAAUCUUCAUGUGCACUGCAGAUGUGUUUAAGUCUCAGUUGCUUGAGGAAGGAGUGAGAAUAGUUAAGUCAUUGGGUAGACGUUUGAUGUCUAGAGAAAAUGAGUAGAGCGUUGUUAUUCAUGGAAUUUUCUUUGAAGUAGGCUAUACAUGGAUUUAGGAAAUACAAAUUUAGGGAAAGACUGAACACUGGGAUGGAGAGUUUGAAAUCUAUCAUUUGGAAUCUGCAGUCCUAAUUUAUAAUUGUUUUGAAUUAUGCAUAAAAACACCGGCAUAACGAUAAGAGUUGUAGUUGGCCACAUGAUGUCACUAGGCUUCUACGCUUUUGCGUGUUUUUUUUUAAUGCUCCGCCUUUCACGAGGCAGGGCAAUCUCUCUGCUGGUCAGAUGGCUUUGUUUAGAAUACGCCAUUGUGCUUAACUGCUGUUUAAACGCGGACAAAAUACAUUUUCGGAACUAAGGGAAUGGAUUUUUCUAUUAUUUUUUAUUUUUUUUGACAGAGCUAUUGUAUUGCCCUAAAAUGGCUGCAUCAACGGGUCAAAUAUUUCAGUCGUGGAUAUGUUAUUUUCUACUGCUUAAUUUCUGGAGGUUUGUAAAUGGACAGAUUGUCUAUCAAAUAGCGGAAGAAUCAACCCCAGGCACAGCAGUCGGAAAUUUGGCAAAAGAUUUCAAUCUAAACGUUCAGGACCUUGAAAGCCGAGGAUUCCACAUUGUUAGCGAAAACUAUGGCAGGUAUUUUGAUCUUAAUCGGAAAACCGGCAUUAUUAGUGUUAAAGAAAUUCUUGAUCGAGAAGAGCUUUGUGAACGUAACAUACACUGUUCUAUAGCGCUAGAAGCUGUCGCUAAGUCACCGCUGAAUAUUUAUAGGUUUGAGGUGAACGUUUUAGAUAUUAACGACAACUCACCAGUAUUUCGGCAGACAGAAUGGAUGUUAAAUAUUUCAGAGUUAGCUGCUCCAGGGGAGAGAUUUGCUUUACCGAGCGCGUAUGAUGCAGACGUGGGAAGUAAUUCGGUAAAGAGCUACAAGCUGAGCCAAAAUGAACACUUUUCGCUUGAUGUACAUAGCGGAGAGCAGAGCGUAUCAGCUGAAUUAAUUCUGCAGAAAGCUUUAGACAGAGAGAAACAGUCUGCGAUCGACAUCACACUGACUGCUGUGGAUGGAGGAAAACCUCACAGAUCUGGAACGAUUCCUGUUAUUAUAAAUGUGGUAGAUGUUAAUGAUAACGUUCCGGUGUGCAGUAGAUCACUCUAUAAAGCUCAAGUUAACGAGAAUGCUUCACCAGGUACUCCCGUAAUUACUGUGCAUGCCAGUGAUUUGGAUGAAGGCGUUAACGGCGAAAUUACCUAUUCGUUUGUUAACCACGACAGUGAUCAAAAUCUUAACGCGUUCUCAAUAAAUCCAGAAACCGGUGAAAUUGUAGUGAUGGGUGAUGUAGAUUAUGAAAAGAAAAAUGCGGUUGAACUUCGGGUGCAGGCAAAGGACAAAGGUAAUAAUCCAAGAGCGGCAAUGUGCAAGAUUCUAGUAGAAAUCAUUGAUAUUAACGAUAACGUUCCGGAAAUAUUUGUGACCUCAUUAGUUGACAUUAUUAAGGAGGAUACACCGGUUGACACAAUGGUGGGAAUGAUAACUGUUAUUGAUAACGAUGCUGGCAAAAACGGUAAAGUAACCCUUAAAAGUCUUGGAUCUGUCCCAUUUAAGAUUCAAAAGUCAUACAAGAAUUAUUACACAUUAGUUGUAAAUGGACCUCUCGACAGAGAACGUGCGUCUCAGUAUAACGUCACUAUCACAGCUACUGAUGAAGGGACUCCAUCUCUAUCCAGCACGACUGUCAUUACUGUACAGGUUUCUGAUGUGAAUGAUAAUGCGCCAUGCUUUACUGAGCCAACUAUUAAUGUGCAUGUAAAAGAGAACAGUCAGGUUGGAUGUGUUAUUUAUACAGUAUCUGCAUUUGACAAUGAUGUUGCAGACAAUGCUAGAAUAUCAUAUUCAUUGCUAGAAGGCUCGCGAAAUGUUCCUGUGUCAUCCAUGGUAAACAUAAACCCUGACAGUGGAGAUAUUUACAGUCUGCAGUCAUUUAACUAUGAGGAGAUAAAAACAUUUCAAUUCAUAGCACAGGCCACAGACUUUGGUGUUCCUCCACUGAGCAGUAAUGUUACUGUGAAUGUUUUUAUACUGGAUGAGAAUGACAACAGUCCAGGGAUUCUCACUCCCUAUUCCGAACAUGGAUCUAUUCACACAGAGAAUGUUCCAUAUUCUGCUGAAGCAGGCUAUUUUGUGGCCAAGAUCAGAGCUGUAGACUCAGAUUCUGGAUAUAAUGCACUGCUUUCUUAUCACGUAUCUGAACCCAAAGGAAACAACCUUUUCUGGAUUGGAACCAGCAGCGGAGAGAUCAGGACUAAAAGAAGAAUGAGUGACAAUGACCUGAAAACUCACCCACUGGUCAUUUUGGUUUCUGAUAACGGAGAGCCCUCACUGUCAACCACUGUGUCUAUUGAUGUUGUGGUUGUUGAGAGCACAGGGGACAUAAAGACUCAAUUGAAACCAACACAGAUAAAGGAGGAUAGUUUCUCCGAUUUAAACAUGUACUUGUUGAUUGCCAUUGUGUCAGUUUCAGUGAUAUUUUUACUGAGUCUAAUCAGUUUAAUAGCUGUAAAAUGCUGCUUGACAAGUGGCAGUUUGAGCAGAUACAGCGCCCCAGUGAUUACCACACAUCCUGAUGGAAGCUGGUCUUACUCCAAAUCUACUCAGCAAUAUGAUGUGUGUUUUAGUUCUGAUACACUGAAAAGUGAUGUAGUGGUAUUCCCUGCCCAAUAUCCACCUGCAGAUGCUGAACUGAUCAGUAUAAAUGGAGGAGACACCUUUAACCAAACACAAACACUCCCUAAUAAAGAGAAGCCCAAGGCUCCAAAUGCAGACUGGAGAUAUUCAGCUUCUCUCAGAGCAGGAAUGCAAAGCUCGGUCCAUAUGGAGGAGUCAUCUGUGAUGCAGGGGGCUCAGGGCGUUCUGGUCCAAAAUUGGCCUACUGUCUCCAGUGCUCCUGAUAAUGAGGGUGGUGAGGUGUCUCCUCCUGUAGGCGCUGGUGUGGACAGUAACAGUUGGCAUUUUCGGUAUGGUCCAGGCCCUGGUAUGCCCCCCCAGCAUCUGAAGCCAGGUGAAGUUCCGCCUGAAGCCUUCAUCAUUCCUGGCUCUCCUGCCAUCAUCUCCAUCAGACAGGGGCAGGACGGUGAUGAUAAGAGCGACUUCAUCACUUUUGGCAAGAAAGAGGAGGCCAAGAAGAAGAAAAAGAAGAAGAAGGAAAAGGAGAAGAAAGACAAGAAGGAGAAAGGGAAAGAUGAUGAUGACUAGAAAGAGUUAUUAUACACACACAACCACACACACACACACACUCACAGACAUAUAAGACAGAGAUCUCAACAGGGUUCAUGACGGAACUGAUUAACAAGGUUAUGGGUGAGGACUAUUAGAUAAUUGUUUUGUUUAUUUUCUUCAUUUAUGAACUAAAGCAAAUAUUUUAUUUUGAGUCAUGAUGUCUGUCUGACUCAACAUGAAGUGUCUAAUUAAGAUCAUUUAUAAUUUCUCUGUCUCACGCUACCAAAAUUAGCGUUACAUAACUCAAUUCACGUUAAUCAAAUUAUUGAUUAGUUUUCCUCCAUGCUCACAGUGCCUGACUACCCAAUUUUCUCAAAAGACAACCGUGAGAAAUAAGUAGAUUACUGUUGACACCUCUGUCUUAUUUAUCAUUGUGAUUUCAGUUUUCUGUUUUCAGAAAGGAAGUCAAAAUCAGACUUAAGAAGGUUAAAAGCAGUACACCACUUCUGAUUAUCAAGAAACGUAUCAAUAAUUUAAAAAAGGAAAAAAGAUGAACAAUUUGGGAACAGAAAAGGAAAGGCUUUGAUAUAGGAAGUGGGGUUUAUGCUAGUGUAAAUAUGGUGCCAACAGAGAAGUUGUGUGCCAUGUUGUAAAGACAAACUGGUUUACUAAUAAGAGACAGUGCUAAACUAAUGCUUCUGCUUGCUCUGCUUCAUGUCUGUGUCUACACUAUGGAGAGGUAUUUCAAAUGAAUAAGGAACAUGUGGACACACUCACCUGACACCCAGCAGCAUAAUAAAAAAGAAAGAUAAAACAGUGGUGAAUGGUAAAAUGCAAGCACAUUACGAUUACCAGCACUCUCUCCCAGUCAUUAUAAGCGCAUUAUCUAAAAAUUUAACACUCAUGCACAUGCUUGUACAGGGUCAAAAGAUAACACUCCACUAAUGAUAAAUCCCCUUUUGUUGUACCUAUUUUUUUUUUUUUUUGCUUCAGAAAAUUUAAGUAUGUGAUUCAGCACAGGGCAAAAAUGGAUGAACUAAUGUCUGGCAAAAGUUAAACACUGAAAGGUAACAGAAACUUGGUGCAUGUAGUGGUGACAAUUAAAGCUACAUAAACAACAAAGAAUGAUUAGUGAAUAAAGGAAAAUGUGGGUGGUAUUGCUUAGAUGGGUAGCUGAUAUAGUUGUACAAUACAUGUAAAAAAAAAAAAAAGAAAAAAAAACAGUGUUAGUGAUAAUGUACACAACAUGCAACAUUCCCUGAAAACUUUCAGCGACCUGAAGCAUAUGCUCUGAAUGUUUGGUAUCGCUGCCCUUGAGCUUGUUUUUUUUAUUUUUUAUUAAUCCUUAAACUCAGAUCUUUAAUCCUAUUUUUGUGCCUGCUUUCUCAUCUAACAUGAGGAUGUGGUGUAUGGUUUUGUCCUGUACAAAAUACCUUUGCCUUUCUGGUUGGAAGGCUAAGAAAUGUUCAGCUAACUUAGAUAACAAAUUAGCCUGACUCUUGUGUGUUGUUUUAGCAAACAAAAAUGUUUUUUAAGAUCUGUUUUAUAAGCUUUAAUUGAUCUGUAUUGCAUUUGUACAGCACAUCUUUUGCUCUCUCUCUGACUCUUUCUACCCUGGCUUUAUGCUCUGUUCUGUUUUGAAUGUUAAAUAGGCCAGCUCCAGUCAUUGUACUGCACCCAGUACACUGAACAUCACUCCUCUCUGUGUGUAAGUGUGUGUCACCAGUGAACAGUAUAAUGGAUGCUGGUCCUUGUAUUCCACUGCUUGUAUUUGUCAAAGGGUAGAUUGGAGAAAACAGAAGGGAGAGUCAAGACAUGGUCAGGGGAUGGAGUUUAACCAGAGCAUGACAUGAUGUGAACUGGCCAAAGUACUGAAUUGCCAGUAUUACCUAUUUGAAAUAAAAAUUUUCCCUGUUGCUUUGCAUUGGAAAUUGGACUAAGAUGGCCACUGAAUAAUUGCAGUACAAAGUCUAGGAAUCAAUAGACUCCACCCCAGAAUCCAGUCUUUGCACUGAAAGCUUCAUGCUUCUGCUCCGUUGGAUCCCUCCCCCUGUCUGUUUACACUGUACAACCUCAUGACUUAAACCAAUGUCACAGUGGCUCAGCUGUGACUGCUGCAUGACCUAACCAGAAGGAAACUCUUACUACAUAGAUAUAUAUGAAUAUAGAUAGAGAUUGCUAUAAUUUUGCUAUUUUUGUUUAUGAUUUGUAUCCAUUACAUUUAUCAGAGAUUUGCGUAUUGUACUGUCUCUGCCAAGCCUUUGCAUAAUGAUAUUUUCCACACCCACUCAGAGUGUACAUCUACCAUGUUACUAAGCCUUCUACUUAUUUGUAACUGCUUUAUAGUGUGAUGCCCUAAAGCUCCUGCUCAAUCUAAUGUUCUUUUGGUUUUGUUUUUGGAAACUAAAUGCGAAGAAAAAAAAACACAUUUGUGUAUGGCUUUGACAUACUGAUCUAACACUUUAUUAUUGUAACUAAAUUACUAUGUAUGACAACACUAUCUCUUUUCCUUCACCUUUCCCUUUGAAGGAUAAAAAGCUUAAUGAAAAUGUCAAAAAAAAAUGAUGUAAAAUACAGUAUAUGUAGUGUAUGCUUGUACCUAGUGAGCGUUCAUACCAUCAUUAUUUCUCAGUGUCUGGUAGUGGUCAGUAGGUGGUAAAGCACUGUCCAAAUGGGCAGGGCUCAUCUGUUGUAUCUUUUGUACACCUGCUCAUCAAACUGUGACAGUGAAGUAGUAAAAUCCAUUUCUCUCUUUCUCUUUUCUAUUUCAUUUUGAUGAACAAGGUGGUACAGUGUUUUGUUUAAUAAAUCACCAAAAAAUAAAUAAAGUUUGCUUUCUUAAUAA
Messenger RNA from Hemibagrus wyckioides, 6634 nucleotides. RefSeq names its product protocadherin alpha-C2-like. NCBI's taxonomy places the organism in Eukaryota, Metazoa, Chordata, Actinopteri, Siluriformes, Bagridae. Gene Ontology annotation, cellular component: plasma membrane. Gene Ontology annotation, biological process: homophilic cell-cell adhesion. Bases 1000 to 3825 code for a protein of 941 amino acids. Gene Ontology annotation, molecular function: calcium ion binding. The record is from RefSeq and is a predicted model, not a curated record. The transcript has 4 exons.